CAAAGCGCGCACUGAGUGCAAACCCCAGAGUCAAUCCCUGUCACGGCUCCGCCCCCCGCGUUCGAAUCCCGCCCAGCCGGGCCCUCAAGCCCAGUCGGGACUCGAGCCUAGGGAGGCAAGGUUCCCGCACCGGAUAGAAAAUGUCAUUGAAAUUCACAAAUGCAAAACGGAUUGAAGGACUUGAUAGUAAUAUGUGGAUUGAAUUUACCAAAUUGGCUGCAGACCCUUCUGUUGUGAAUCUUGGCCAAGGCUUUCCAGAUAUAUCGCCUCCUAUAUAUGUAAAAGAAGAAUUAUCAAAGAUUGCAGCAAUCGAUAGCCUGAAUCAGUAUACACGAGGCUUUGGCCAUCCGUCACUUGUGAAAGCUCUGUCCUAUCUGUAUGAAAAGCUUUAUCAAAAGCAAAUUGAUUCAAAUAAAGAAAUCCUUGUGACAGUAGGAGCAUAUGGAUCUCUUUUUAACACCAUUCAAGCAUUAAUUGAUGAGGGAGAUGAAGUCAUACUAAUAGUGCCUUUCUAUGACUGCUAUGAGCCCAUGGUGAGAAUGGCUGGAGCAACACCUGUUUUUAUUCCCCUGAGAUCUAAACCUGUUUAUGGAAAAAGAUGGUCUAGUUCUGACUGGACAUUAGAUCCUCAAGAACUGGAAAGUAAAUUUAAUUCCAAAACCAAAGCUAUUAUACUAAAUACUCCACAUAACCCACUCGGCAAGGUGUAUAACAAAGAGGAACUGCAAGUAAUUGCUGACCUUUGCAUCAAAUAUGACACACUGUGCAUCAGCGAUGAGGUUUAUGAAUGGCUUGUAUAUUCUGGAAAUAAGCACUUAAAAAUAGCUACUUUUCCAGGUAUGUGGGAGAGAACAAUAACAAUAGGAAGUGCUGGAAAGACUUUCAGUGUAACUGGCUGGAAGCUUGGCUGGUCCAUUGGUCCAAAUCAUUUGAUAAAACAUUUACAGACAGUUCAACAAAACACGAUUUAUACUUGUGCAACUCCUUUACAGGAAGCCUUGGCUCAAGCUUUCUGGAUUGACAUCAAGCGCAUGGAUGACCCAGAAUGUUACUUUAAUUCUUUGCCAAAAGAGUUAGAAGUAAAAAGAGAUCGGAUGGUACGUUUACUUGAAAGUGUUGGCCUAAAACCCAUAGUUCCUGAUGGAGGAUACUUCAUCAUCGCUGAUGUGUCUUUGCUAGAUCCAGACCUCUCUGAUAUGAAGAAUAAUGAGCCUUAUGACUAUAAGUUUGUGAAAUGGAUGACUAAACAUAAGAAACUAUCAGCCAUCCCCGUUUCAGCAUUCUGUAACUCAGAGACUAAAUCACAGUUUGAGAAGUUUGUGCGAUUUUGCUUCAUUAAAAAAGACAGCACACUAGAUGCUGCUGAAGAAAUCAUCAAGGCAUGGAGUGUACAGAAGUCUUGAUUUGUGCAGAAUGGAUUAAUGUUUCUGUUAGAUGACCUAGUAUGGAAUUGUUACUUAGUGCUGCCACCUGCUGGAUGUUAGGAGGUAUUUCAGUACAACUGGAAUUUAAAUAUUUCCAUUGUUUUUCCAAAGCGGUUAACCCAGCUCCUAACAAUAUUCAGGGGAUCUGACCAUUUUUUUCCAGUUGAAAUGUAUUAACACACCUUCCACAAUCAUUUUAUAAGAGUCAGCAUAACAUAGUGGAUAAGAACUGUGAGAUGUUUAACCUCUCAGUAACUCGGUUCUCUCAUUAUAAAUCUCUCAGAAUAAAAUCAGUACCUGUUUCAUAUGAAGGUCGUUUCUGAGAAUUAAAUGGACUAAUGUAUGCAAAAAGCCUGGCAAACAAUAAACACUCAUCUGACUUUA
Messenger RNA from Pongo pygmaeus (Bornean orangutan), 1808 nucleotides. RefSeq names its product kynurenine aminotransferase 3 (gene KYAT3). NCBI's taxonomy places the organism in Eukaryota, Metazoa, Chordata, Mammalia, Primates, Hominidae. Bases 141 to 1403 code for a protein of 420 amino acids. Gene Ontology annotation, molecular function: pyridoxal phosphate binding; L-kynurenine:2-oxoglutarate transaminase activity. The record is from RefSeq and is a predicted model, not a curated record. The transcript is spliced from 13 exons. Gene Ontology annotation, biological process: biosynthetic process. Gene Ontology annotation, cellular component: cytoplasm; mitochondrion.